AUGUCAUAUGACCGAUAUGUUGCUAUAUGUGACCCUUUACACUAUCACACUAUUUUAAACCGGAAACUCUGUCUUGUAUUGGCAUCAGGCACUUGGAUAACAGGAAGCUUAAACUCAUUUGUGAUUACAAUCCCAGCAUCACACAUGUCCUUCUGUCAGUCUCGCACCAUACACCAGUUUUACUGUGAUGCUAAAGCUCUGAUUAACAUCUCCUGUGCUGGUGGAGAAGACUUUUAUAUUGUAAUCUAUAUGGAAGCAUUGGUAUAUGGAACCUUUCCUGUCAUGUUCUGCUUGACAUCAUACAUACAAAUUAUCAGGGUUAUCUUGCAGAUAAAAUCUAAAGAUGGAAGAAAGAAAGCCUUCUCCACCUGCUCAUCCCACCUCACUGUUGUCAUUAUGUUCUAUAUGACAACUUUGUCUGUGUACCUUGUGCCACCAUCAGAGUACUCCAGUGUCCUAGAACCAGUGUUUAGUCUUCUGUACUCCAUUGUCACUCCCACGAUAAACCCUCUGAUCUAUAGUCUACGGAAUAAAGAUAUGAAAAGUGCUCUGCUGAAACUCCUGGUGGGGGAAACCAAGUCAUGA
This is a messenger RNA of Pseudophryne corroboree (corroboree frog), 585 nucleotides long. RefSeq names its product olfactory receptor 2T4-like. The coding region runs from base 1 to 585 and encodes 194 amino acids. The record is from RefSeq and is a predicted model, not a curated record. Gene Ontology annotation, biological process: detection of chemical stimulus involved in sensory perception of smell; G protein-coupled receptor signaling pathway. Gene Ontology annotation, cellular component: plasma membrane. Gene Ontology annotation, molecular function: olfactory receptor activity. NCBI's taxonomy places the organism in Eukaryota, Metazoa, Chordata, Amphibia, Anura, Myobatrachidae. The transcript has a single exon.